Molecule: messenger RNA, 3680 nt
Organism: Zophobas morio
Lineage: Eukaryota; Metazoa; Arthropoda; Insecta; Coleoptera; Tenebrionidae
Product: stalled ribosome sensor GCN1-like
Exons: 33
Coding region: 84-3680 (1198 amino acids)
Biological process (GO): regulation of translation; cellular response to amino acid starvation
Cellular component (GO): cytosol
Molecular function (GO): protein kinase regulator activity; protein binding
Source: RefSeq, a predicted model, not a curated record
CUCUCAUCGGCUCUCUUGGCUCGUUUUUGCCCCUUUUUCGCUUCCUUGAUUAACAGUCCACCACAUUUCUUUUUAAAGGGCGCAUGUUUGAGCCGUAUCUAAUAAAAAUACUGCCUUCAAUAUUAACAUGCUUUGGUGACGGCGACAGGAACGUUCGAGAAACUGCCGGGGAUACUGCCCGUGCUGCCGUCAAACAUCUUCGCGAAACACCCGACGGCGGUUUGGGAGUAAAGCUAUUUCUUCCUUCGCUGUUGUCUGCUUUGCAAGACAAAAGUUGGCGCACUAAGCAAGGGGCUACUGAAAUGCUUGGAUCCCUAUCGCAUUGCGCUCCUCUGCAGUUAUCGUCGUCGCUUCCGCUUGUUGUGCCCCGCCUAAUUGCUGUGCUGGCGGACACCCACCCUGAAGUGAUCUUUUCUGCCAAACGAGCACUUUACCAAGUCGGCUCUGUUAUUAAAAAUCAGGAACUCCGAGACGUUUCUGAGGAACUUCUGCAAGCCAUUAUUGAUCCCGUCACUAAAAUUCCAACUUGUUUAAAAACACUGCUUAACACAAAAUUUGUUCAUUUCAUUGAUGCGCCAUCUCUUGCGCUGGUCAUGCCUGUCCUUCAGAGGGCGCUAAAAGACCAUAGCACUUCUAUAAAGACGCAAGCGUGCAGGAUACUCGGCAUAAUGGCGGGCCUUGCUGACGUCAAGGAUCUUUCCUACUACUUUGGGGACGUCAUUCCACGACUACAAGUGGCCCUUGUGGACUCCAAUCCGGAAGUGCGAGCCGAGUCUGCGCGGGCAUUGGGGCUACUGGCCUCCGGAAUGGAUGAAAAGAACCUCCACGCCACCCUUUCCUGGCUUGUAGAGACCCUCAAGAAUGGCGCAACUGCCGUGGACCGCUCAGGGGCUGCACAGGGCCUUAGUUUCGUACUACACGGCCUGGACCCCGCGCGAAUUCACGCGUUCCUUCCAGAAUUUCUUGCCAGCGCAGAUGCGGUCAAGGGUGUGGCCAAAGAAGGCUUCUUAAUGGUUUUUUUCUAUUUGCCAGAGGCAUUCGGGGACCAGUUGGCUCCCUUCAUUGGAGCUCUUCUCCCGACUUUACUGAAGGGUCUUGCUGAGGAGGAUGAGAAUGUCAGGGAUACCGCCUUGCAUGCCGGGCAGAUUCUUAUUAAAAAUUAUUCAGACGAGUGCCUCUUGCUCCUUUUGCCCAAUUUAGUGGAGGGUACGCGGAAUGCCUGUUGGCGCACUCGCUUCGGCACUGUGCACUUGUUGGGGGACCUUCUCCGCCAUCUCUCUGGCGCUUCUGCGCUUAAAGGUAUCGGAUAUGCACGUGACGAGGACAGUUUGGCCAUAGUUAAGACGCAAGCCCCCUUAGUUACUCGUUUGGGCGAAGAAUGCACGCGUCGCUUGUUCUCUUUGCUAUUUGUGUUGAGGACGGAUCUAAAUGGCCCAGUGAAAGAAGUGGCCGCCCGCAUUUGGAAAGAUCUCGUUCACAACACUGUUGUACUGCUUAGCGGCAUCCUCCCCGACUUGCUUGACUGCAUAUUGGCGUAUUUAGGCAGUCCCGUGAGUGAACUUUCGUCUAUGGCCAGAGCUUCAUUGGAGGAUGUUGUCCGGAGACUUGGCACCCGCGUCGUUCCUGAGCUUCUUCUCAUCCUUGAAACCAGGUUAAAGGAUCCCGAUCAGCUCAAGCGUGAGGGGCUCUGCCUAGGACUGGCUUGUUUGCUCACUUUUACUAGUCGCGAACAAGCGGCCGGACACAUCAACCAGCUUGUUCCUUUGUGCUUUAAUUGUUUAUCCGAUCCUUCUGCUCUGGUUAGAAAAGCCGCCGCGGGGGCUUUCCCUCACGUUAUAACCUCGCUUGGUCCAAAGCAUUCCAAGAUCUUCUUUUUUCGUCUUCUUGGAAGCUUGGCGGGCGCUAGCAAUACUGAUCUGUUUGUAGAUGGGCUGUGCCAAGUUAUGCUUGUGAAAAGCGAGGCCUUCAUGCCUCAUGUGGCGUCCUUCUUUUUGGAGAGGCCCUUGUCUGCUGAGAGCGGCAAUCUUCUUGCUCAACUUGUUACUCGGGCCGGCGAAGUUGCCUUUCCUUAUAUCGGAUCCCUCUUAGACAAAUUUAUAAAUAAGUGCUCAGAGGAAGAGUCCUUUGUGGAGAACACCAGAGUUUUGUUGUAUUCUUUGAGCGAAGCUGGAGUCGAUAUUGCAAUCGACACGCUACUGAAGAGCAUAAGGUCAGAGCAGCAGCAAAUUAAAGACGCUUCUUGCCUCCUAUUGAGCACCUUCUGCCUUGACAAGCAUGCCGACUGCCGAUUGCAGCGAGCCGACUUACUUCUACAGCUGAUACUACUCUUUGAUUCGAAGCUCUUCUAUUCGCAUGUCAAAUUGGCUGUUGACGCUCUGCUGAUGUCUACUCCCCCAGAAAAUUACGAACUUUUUGUACCGGCGGUUCACAACGGUUUCACUAGGAUCUACAGAAGGAAAAAGAUGUUUUCCGCCUUUUCUUUUGGGAAAGGAAUUGACUCCUUCUUGCCGCUACUCCUUGGCGCUUUGGUUAAUGCUUCCUCGGAUCAUCAGGAGCUCGCUGCGCAGAGCCUUGGAAUUCUGCUCAGGUUAACACCCCUCGCCAAGUUGUCGACAUCCAGCUUCGUCAAAAUCGUCGGUCGUCUCAUCUUUCGUUGUGGGAAUGGCGGCGCUGUGAUGCCUCGUGUUUACACUGUCGAGGCACUGAAGAUCAUCGUUGCUGGGGGAAGCCCUCAACUUAAAAUGUUCGUGUCUCCCUUGCAGCAAGCCUUGGUAAGAUGCCUUGCGGAUGACGAUAAGAGACUGCGGGACGCCUCGCGAUUUGCUUAUGCCGAACUCAACAACGCCAUGACCUCGAUUCUGUGUCCCAAAGACACGCACCUGAAAAUUCUACUCACUACCAUUGGCUCGAUCACUGCGCCAGAGACGCGUGAAUCUUUACUUCUCGUUUUGCUCGAUUUUACUCGGAAGAUUAUCGCCACUGUGAGCGAGAUGUCCAGAGAUCUGCUGUAUAACUUUCUUGUGAAUGCAGUAAGCGAGACUCCUCUCCGAGCCCAGCAAUACUCUUCGCUUGUCCUUGGCGCUUUGCUUGGUGAACUGGAUGCGAGUGUCCGUGCAGAACUCUUUAAGGACUCGAAACGCCUUGCCACCAACAAAGAUGUUUUGGUCAUGUCCGCCUGCCUACGCCACUGCUCUUCUUACAGAGAAAAGCCACUUGGCGAAGUCGUGCGUGCCGCUCUCAAUAUGUUGAAUGUUCCCAGCGCUAGCAACGAUACUUGCUAUACUUUAUUAGUGCAAAGCAUCGUCUGUGCCUUGUCCCAGCUUGAGUAUAAAAAAGCUGUCGCUGAUGCUUUGCGAGAAUGUCUCUUUUUCAUAGAACUUCAGCUUAAAAACGAGAGUACGCGACUGCAUGCACUUCAGACGCUUAAGACUAUCGCUAAAACCUCUCCACAGGUGGUUAAAACAAGGACGUUUUUGGAUUUAUUCGCAGCUCCCCUUCAUGCGUUUGCUUCGGCUCCCGCAUCCACGUUGCAGUAUCGCAUAGCUCAGCGUGUUCUUCAUCACGUUCAAAUGGUGUUAUUAGAGGAGGAUCUCGACAGCCUUGCUACUACCCAGUGGGUCUUAUAUAUUCGCAAUUUUUGUUUGGACGAACAUUGCGAAAAUACCGACGACGAGUUUUGA